This is a messenger RNA of Haemonchus placei, 463 nucleotides long. Lineage: Eukaryota; Metazoa; Nematoda; Chromadorea; Rhabditida; Trichostrongylidae. The record is from the annotation of a GenBank genome assembly.
CUCUACUGAUGGACUGGUUAUUUCAGCGGGCGAUUGGCUUCAAGGACCCCAUGUCUACGCUUUGUACCAGUCCUAUGGAAUGUCCAAACAUCAGAUCGAGCUGCUCUUCAUUGCCGGUUUCGGAUCGAGUCUGCUGUUUGGAACUGUGAUAGGAUCGUUUGCCGAUAAGUUUGGCCGUCGAAAUAACUGCAUAAUCUAUGGAAUACUGUAUGGAUGCUCUUGCAUUACUAAGCACUUUCCCAGUAUGGAAGUUCUAAUGGUGGGCCGAUUUCUGGGUGGGAUUGCCACCAGCAUAUUGUACUCGGCGUUCGAGAGUUGGAUGGUCUACGAGCAUAAUAAGUGGGGUUUUCCUGAAAACCUCUUGGGUACGGUAUUCUCCCAUGCUGCACUGGGAAACUCGCUAGUUGCCAUUCUGUCAGGUGUAGCUGCCCAGUUUGCAGCCGAUGCCUUUGGAUACGUGUGA